UUGCUGGGUGAGCUGAGUCCUGGGCUGUGACAGGCACGGAAUAUAAUUAAGAGGUGAAUAAUAUGUACUGGAUUAAUCAGAAAAGGCAGGACUGAACAGGACGAAGCAACUAAAAUUUCUCUUGGGGAGAGUAGCACUAAAAUGAUAGUGUACAAAGGGGUUUACAAGAUAUAAGCCACAAGAAAGAAGAGGACUGGAGAAAAGUACACAGCAGAUGGGAGAUCUCAGUAAAUUUUGGAAGCCAGAAGUUGGAUGGAGUAGAGAUGCAGUUAUACCUCGGUAUCUUUGGGGGAUUGCUUCCAGGACCUCCUUUGGAUAACACAAUCCAUGGAUAUUCAAGUUCCUUACAUAAAAUGGUGAAGUACAGUCUGCCCUCCUUAUGACCGGGUUCCACAUCCACAGGAAUGGAAGGCCGACUGUAAUUGACUUGGCAAAUUGGGAGAGGGGCUAACCUAAGUGCUUGGAGGAGACAGCAUUUGGAGGUGCACUGUAUGGUGGAAGGCAGGUUGAGGAAUAAACCUGAAGAAGGGGGAUUGACCAAAGUUGUUUACAAAGCUCUUGGACCACUGGUUCUCCUCCCCACCUCAUACAGCCAGCCUGCACUCAGGCACUCCACCCUGACUGUACCACUACCAACACAAUCUUUCUGUGAAGUAUGAAAUUUCUUUUCUGGAGAAAGGAGUUUAUUUUUUGAUGGAGAGUUCCCAUAACAAAAGAGCUAAUCAGAGAAUGGGAAAGAAAAAUAUGUCUGAAAUAGAAACUUUAGAAGGUUGGAAGAUAAAGUUAAGUAAUUCUCCUGGUCCAGAAUUUCUCAGCCUUGGCAUGACUGACAUUUGUGGCUGGAAAUUCUUUGUCGUGGGAGGCUGUCCUGUGCAUUGUUACAGGCUUAGCAGCCUCCCUGGCCUUUACUCACUAGAGGCCAGUGCCUGCCCCUUUUUCCUGUGGUGACCACCAAAAAUAUCACUAGACAUUGCCAAAUGGCUGGGGUGGGGAGAAUCAACUCUCCCUCCCUGCCAUUUUUUUUUUAUUAUUUAUUUAUUGGCUGCGUUGGGUCUUUGCUGCUGCGGGCAGGCUUUCUCUAGUUGCAGUGAGUGGGGGCUACUCUUCGUUGCUGUGCGCGGGCUUCUCAUUGUGGUGGCUUCUCUUGCUGUGGAGCACAGGCUCUAGGCACACAGGCUUCAGUAGUUGUGGCAUGCGGGCUCUAGAGCACAGACUCAGUAGUUGCGGCGCACGGGCUUAGUUGCUCUGCAGCAUGUAGGAUCUUCCUGGACCAGGGCUCGAACCCGUGUCUCCUGCAUUGGCAGGCGGAUUCUUAACCACUGCGCCACCAGGGAAGUUCCCCUCCCCCCAAUUUAGAAUCUCUGUCUUAGUAGAAAAGAAAGAUGCAGAGAUAAUCAAUCAGAUAAAACGACAAUAAAUCUAGAGAAUAAUAUUGAAGUCCCAACAUCCUAGUAACAAGAGCUCACAAAGAGAGAACAAGAAAAUGGGAGGGAGGAAAUUAGCAAAGAAAUAAUAAAAGAAAAUAAUUGCAGAUAAGAUCAAAAGAACCCCUGAGUAUCCAGCACAAUCAAUGAAAAAAGAACCAUUCUAAGGUACAUCACUGUGAACUUUUAGACUACUAGAGAUAAUGGGACGAUUCUAGAAGGAAAAAUAGGUCAGAUACAGAGGAAUGGGAACUAGAAAGGUAUUAGACAUUGCAGUGGCAACACUGAAAGUAAAAGACAGUGGAACAGUGCUUUUAAAAUGCUAAGGGAAAAUGAUCUUCAGUUUAUCCAAAUUAUCAAUCAAGGAUGAGAAUAGAAUAAAGACAUUUUCAGACAGUCAAGCCCUCUAAAAAUUUAUCUUCUAUGCACCCCUUCUGAGUAAGCUGCUGGGGUCUGUGCUUUAGCAAAGUAAAAGAAUAAAUGAAAAAUCACGUGUUUGGGCAUUAGAAGAUAUUAUUAUUAUUUUUAAAAUAAAUUUAUUUAUUUUAUUAUUUAUUUAUUUAUUUAGGCUGUGUUGGGUCUUUUGUUGCUGUGCACGGGGUUUCCCUAGUUGCGGUGAGCAGGGGCUACUCUUCGUUGCAGUGCACGGGCUUCUCAUUGCGAUGGCUUCCCUUGUUGCGGAGCAUGGGCUCCAGGCACAUGGGCUUCAGUAGCUGUGGCACACAGGCUCUAGAGCACAGGCUCAGCAGUUGUGGCGCACGGGCUUAGCUGCUCUGCAGCACGUGGGAUCUUCCCAGACCAGGGCUUGAACCCGUGUCCCCUGCAUUGGCAGGCGGACUCCCAACCACUGUGCCACCAGGGAAGCCCUAGAAGAUAUUAUUGAUGGGCAUUUGAUAGUUACAUUGAAGCAUCUGGAUAAAAUUCAGGUUAGGUACAUUUUUUUAAAAGUGAAAAAAUAAAGCAAUUUUUAACUCCAGAAAGAACAGGAGAUUUUCAAGAAAAGCGUUAUUAUGGUAACUUACUUGAUUCAGCAACACCCUAUAUUUGUAUUGUCAAGAUGGUACAACCCUAACUGCUGACUUGAACGAGAGUCGGGAUGUGGCUAUGUCAGAAGGAAGGGUGAGGGCAAAGUGGGUGGUGGUGUGUAUAAAAGAGCUAAAUACUCAAAUACCAUGACAAGAAGUCAAUAAGUAAUGUCUAAACCUGAAAAUCAAGAAACAUUGGUAUAAGUUUAUCAUUUAGGAAAUGAAGAACACCUAGCAGGGUUGUGGGGAACUGGGGUGAAGCUAGGUGGGGGAGAAGUUGGUCAGGGGACUGAUGGGACUCCUGGAUAUUUUUUGUUAAAAGCCUUUAAGAACCACUUGAAUUUUCACUUAACUGUAUUACUUUCAUUAAAAAUAAAAAUAGAGACAAAAGUAAGACAUAUAUAUUAUGGGAAGAAAAUAAGAGAACCAGGGAUCGAACCAGUGUCCCCUGCAUUGGCAGGUGGAUUCCUAACCACCUUGCCACCAGGGAAGCCCCUGGAAGAGGUAGUCUUGAUGCAGAUUCCUGAGAUAAUGUGUGUAAUCUGUACUUGCAGGGCUGAUCCCACUGAUGUGCACCUACAACCAUCCUGUCCGUGGAUAGUUACGAAAUACCUGUGUGAGUGCAUAGACAGAACAAUUCUAUCUUUUUGAUCCAGGACACCCGGAAGUUUUUGAGGCCGUAUUUAACAGAUGAGAAAAUUGAGGCAUAGAGAAAUCAGGUUGAAGAAGUAUGGAUACCAACACCAUAUUGGUCAUCAGCGCUGGUUUUACCAGCUUUUUCACCUUUCAGCUUCUUUUCCACUUUGUAAGUUAUUGGUUUUCAGCAAAAGUUUCUCCAGGUUUUAAUAAUCUCAACUUCGAAAAGAAGAUUGAAUGGAACUCAAGGGUAGUGUCUACGUGUCAUUCUUUGGUGGUUGGGGUUAUUGGCUUGUACAUAUUCUUGUUUGAUGAGGCUACUAUUGCUGAUCCACUUUGGGGUGAUCCAUCUCUUGUGAAAGUGAAUAUUGCUAUUGCCUCAGGCUACCUCAUUUCUGAUUUGUUGAUUCUCAUUUGGUAUUGGAAAGUGAUUGGUGACAAGUAUUUUAUAAUUCACCAUUGUACAGCGCUGUAUGCAUACUACUUUGUACUGAGGGAUGGAGUGCUGGGAUACAUUGGGAAUUUUCGCCUGCUUGCAGAACUUUCCAGCCCUUUUGUGAAUCAGCGGUGGUUCUUUGAGGCUCUGAAGUAUCCUAAGUUUUCCAAGGCUAAUGUCAUCAAUGGAAUACUCAUGACCAUGGUGUUCUUCAUAGUGCGGAUUGCCUCAAUACCUCCUUUUUAUGGCUACAUUUACUCUGUGUUAGGAACAGAAGCCUACCUGAGGCUUGGAUUUUUAAUUCAGUGUUCCUGGAUCUCUACUUGUGUUGUUUUGGAUGUAAUGAAUGUCAUGUGGAUGAUCAAAAUUUCAAAGGGGUGCAUCAAAGUCAUCUCUCUCAUAAGACAAGAGAAAGCCAAAAAGAGUCUUCAGAAUGGAAAACUUGACUAAAAGUGGGCUAUUGAUAAGCAUACUUCGUGAUUACCCACAUUAUAUCUUCUGAUAGGUUGAAUUCUUGGCAUGUUCUUGUGCUUCUUUAUUAAUUAUACUUGUUAUUCUUGGUUUCAAUGUCCUUUUUUUCCUAACUGUUAGAAAAGAGAAACUAAAAUUUAGUUUUUAUCUGAAGAUUUAUUUUCUGAUAUUCUUCGGCAUUGUAAGCAUGGAUAAAAUCUUAAAGGUUUAAAUAAAAAUGUAUAAAUAUGGUGGUGAAUCUUUUUAGAAACCUGUUAACCAGCAUUGGUAUUUUUCUCUGUGAAAACAUGACUAUGCUAAUUUGGUGCACUUGGUUUUAUGUCACCGAUUUUGCUGAAAGAAUGGGAACUGCUUUUAAAUCUGUAGAUAGCUCUCUACAUUUUGUUUUAUUGCACUCAUUUCUUACUAUGGCUGUCAAUACCUGUGUAGUGUUUAAUUUCCAAAUUGUUGAAAUGUUCUUUUUCUUAGGCUAUUAGAAGUGAUGUCUUUUUCAUUUAGAUAUGCUGUCAUCUACUAAUACUGAAGUAUUUUGCUUAUUUGGGGAAUCUUUAAUUAGUUAAAUUAUGGAAAAUAUUUCUUGCAUUUUCAGAUUUUUCUGACAUCACUUUAUUAUUUCUAUUUUAAACAUUUUUUCAAAUUAUUGCUUUUUUCUUUUGUAGUAAAGCUUAAGACCAAUCUAAUAGAGCUCCUUAAGAGAUGAAUUCUUCCUCCUAAACAUGCAUGUUCUAGAUGACUAUUUGGGCUAAUAGGAGGAAUCAUUAAGAAAAAAGCUUUAACACUGCUGUCUCUAUCUGCGUCCCUUGCACUUUUUCUACGAAAAAUAUAUUCUUUCUAUUUGCAAAACCUCCCGAGUUCAGAACCCAACAUCGUUAGCACCAAAAUCUUAUGCAAUAUGUAUUUAUCAUGCUCCUAAGGUAGGCCUCUUCUUGAUGAGACCAAGACUACAAAACAAAAUCAGUAUUCAUAUUUUACUCACAAUUUACACCCAUGCUUUUGCUUAACCAGCACUUUGAGUGCUUUGAAUUUGUGUCUUUCCUAAAGGAUAGGAAAACAAUAGAUAAUUUAAUCCAAGCAUUCUGAUUAUCAAUAUUAUUGCUUUAUCUGAGGAUAAAUGACUGGUGACUUAUUUUUUCUGUUUGUGGGUAUGUUUGUGUUUGCUUUGGUCCUUACAACCCAAAUAUAGAAUUAUAUAGUUAGCUAUUAUUGCCUUUAUUUAUUUUUCUCAAGUACUUUAAUGAUCAUCCUUACCUAAGGAAAAGAAUUAAUCAGCGGUAAAUACUAGAAUUUAGUUGAACCCAAACCAGAAGAUCUAAUUCAUUCCGUUUGAAGGAGAAUGUGUGACUUACUCUUAGUGUCCAUGUUAUGAUGAGGAAGGGAGGCUAGCUGGAUAUUUCAGGACUUCUGAUUUGAUGGGAUUUGAUUGAUUUGACUGUCCCAUGCAGAUGGGGCCUGAUACAUUGUAGAACAUUUGAAGAAGGUAAUUGAGAUCUCGGUCAGUAACUAAAUGAAAAAUUGAAAUUGAUUGGCUUAUACCAGGUACACUUAUUUUUGAAAGACUUAAUUAAAGAAAUAUAAAAUAUAGGUAUUUGUUUUUAAAUCUGCUAAUAUUACAUUGAUAAUUUGUUACUAAAUUUAGUGCCUUCUACACAUAGGCACUUAAACAGGUAUUGGUUGUUUAGCAGGGGUAGGAAAGCACGUGGUUUUAUCUUGUUCUUUUCUUGCUCUUUUGCAAGAAAAAUGGCUUUUUAAAAGGAAAACAUUUAUAUUAGAAAACUAUUUUGGAAAUUCAUUCCUUUAGGAAGAAACAAAACUUGAAAUAAAUAUUUUUGACUUUGGAUAUUUCUGUAGCUUCUGAACACAGAUUUUAAACCCACCAUCAAAAGGAAGAUAAUAUAGGGCUUCCCUGGUGGCGCAGUGGUUGAGAGUCCGCCUGCCGAUGCAGGGGACACGGGUUCGUGCCCCGGUCCGGGAAGAUCCCACAUGCUGCGGAGCGGCUGGGCCCGUGAGCCAUAGCCGCUGAGCCUGUGCGUCCGGAGCCUGUGCUCCGCAACGGGAGAGGCCACGACAGUGAGAGGCCCGCAUACCAUAAAAAAAAAAAAGGAAGACAAUAUAAAGCUAUAUAUUAGUGAGUUUCAAUAUAGCAAUUUCCAUUUUUAUAGUUAUUUCAUGCUUAAAACUUCAUUUUUGCUUUCACCAACAGCACCUUUCUGCAGUAUAACCCCUCACUAAGUGUAAUUAAAAUAUCAAUGUGUUGAACUAAAGUUUGUUAUUCCCUUAGUCAGCAAUUCUUAUUUUAUGCUGGCUGCACGAUAGUUAAUUUAAUAUCCAGAUUUAAUAUCCAAAAGUAGUUUCUAUGCAUUUCCUCAUAAAACAGACAUGAAAUGAAAAAGACACUGCAAGCUGCCAUGCUACUUGAAGUCAGAUCUUUACAGGAGCUAUACUUUGCUGUUCUGUGAUUGUAUCCACCUACGUAAGAUACAAGUAGUUAAAGACAGAACAUUUCAUUUGUUAAAUGAUGAAUUUUUUCAUUUAUUAAAUGACAAACUUUUGCUAGACAUUUUACGUAUUAAAUAUUUUGACUACAUGGAUUCAUUUAAAUGAUUCUAUUAGGCAUUCUGAUAUUUAACAACUUAAAAUAUUUAUAGAAAAUGAAAGCAAAUUGGUAUAAAUUUUUAAGCAACUCUAUUUUUGUAGAAAAAGAUUAGUGACAACCUGUAACUAUAAAGAUGUUCUCUGAACGUGUAGUACUCUAGAAAAUAAAAAUUCUUACAAAAUUUUGAAAAUGAAUGAAAAUCAACAAAAUAACAUGCAAGAUCAUAGACUGCAUUAGAUAUUUUAUUUGGGAGAAUUUAGAAAUUAUGAGCUUUAGUUUAUAGCGUCUGCAUUAUUGUGCCUAAAAUCUUUUUAAUGAAUAUUAUUUGCAUUUAUUUAAAACAAUAUGGAGUUAUAUCUGAAUGCAAAGAAAUGAACUCCUGCUUAAAUUGUCUUGAUACAUCAUAGUAAGUUGAAAUGUAAUUUUUAUUCCAACUGUUCGUUUUGGUAUUUCAUGGAUUAGCCGUAUGUUAAGAGAAAUAAUGUCCUCACCAUUCCUAAGAGUGACUGAUAUACUGUGGAUGACCCAGUACUGUUGUAAAGGACUAGUUUUAGAAACUACCUAGUUUAUAGGUGUUUGAAUCAAAUUCUUUUCUAAAUUUUAAUAACCUAUUUGACUCAAAUCAAAAUUUUGCUAAAAGUAUCAGUUUUUAAAUUGUAUGCUUUCUCUGAGGUGCAUUGGGCAUUUGGAGAAUGGUUCUUCCCUUUACUGUUGGUUACACCAGUUGUUAUCAUGUAUUUAGAAAUAUUCUUCUCAUGGAGAUAUACAGGGGAAAAAUGUGUUGUAAUAUUCAUGUUUGUUCUGCUUCAUUUUUAAGGAAAAUAAACAUGUUCCAAAAGACACUAUUAAAAUAAGUGAACAAAUUUCAGUUUCUAGGUUACUCUUCACUCCAAAUAUGUAAAUAUACAUUUGAAUUGGCUUUAAGUGGUUUAAUCUGUUGGAUGAAAUUGAAAAUUCCAUGUCAUUGUUGACAUCAUCAAUUAUACUUCAUAGAAGACUAUGUAUUUAUGUGUUUUGGAUUCCAUAAGAAGCAAACUGGUAUAAUUUUAUCAGAAGUGUGGUACAGUAUGUCUCGACAGGUACAAACCAGCACAGCAGCGAGACCCCUCCUGUGCUGAGAGGCCUGGGGCACACACACACACCUUCCCAGCCUUAACCACAGCAGGUUGACAAUAGACACACUAAACCUACUGAAAGUGAAUUCUGACUUGAAAAACACGUGUGAUAUGUGUGAGAACAAGGAAAAGCCAGCAGGACCUGGAGUUGGAGGAGACAGCAUGACUGAUUUGCCCUUAAGAGCCAUGAUGCUCCUCCUUCAAUCCAGAAGUUUUCUCUCUGAAUCCCUUGAGCCUUCCAUCUCUUCCUCCUAAUACCCUAAAGACUUCAUCAGCACCUCCCUCCUUUAUACUAACACCUUUGUAUGUCAACUUUUGAGACCUCCCCAUACCUGUAAGCUUGCCAGUCUAUUGUGGCAAAUUUAAAAGUUCACAAGUGUGUUCUUUCAUUGAAAAAAAAACCCCAAAAACAUUGCAGUAAGUUUCAGUAGUGAACAAACCAUAAUUUAUUAAGAGGCUAUAGGAAGCCACUUAACAUUUAAUAAUACUUAUUUACAACACCAAGCAAAGCUUAUAAUGUUAUGGUUUUAUUGAGAAACACCCGUAGUCUCUUUCUUAAACUGGCUUAACAAUAAGAGCUUUAUAACAUGUUUCAGCUGGGGAUUCAUUGCGAGCAUGUAAAUUAUCUAAAUGUUCUUCCUCAGACCCUCUGACAGGCAGAGGAGGAACCGAGGUAGCUGUGUGUUAUGAGGAGGGUGUGCUGGCCUGUGGCAGCAUUACUGAGUCCUGCUCUUUCAUCAAGCAAACUCAGUUAUGGUCCUGUUUCUUUUAAAAACAAGCUUAUAGCGAGUGGAUUACUCAGGGUGUUUUCCAAAGUACAACACCCAAGGAUUUGAGCCCUGUCCCUUUUUAGCCCAGACCUCUUAACUAUCUCUGUUAGCUUUGAUAAGGUCAUACCUUUCUUUGGAAGAUAUUUUGGGUGGCAGUGAAGCUAAAGAUUGGUUUGUUUGCAUUGAAAAUGUUUACACUGAUUCCCUGUAAGCAGUAGACAGUUUUGAAAUCAGGCCCGAUAUUUAAGACCAAAAAAAAAAAAAAAAAAAUUUCUAAAUCUCAAAGAUAUAAAUACCUCUGGCUGAAAACUCGUUAAUUAUUAUCUGUAUGUUUUUUCCUUUAUAUCUUUAUGUAAUUCUUUCUGUAAUUAAGUGUGCAUUAAGGUAUUUGCCACUUCUUGGUUAAUGAAGCGUAAAAAUAUAACUAAAUAAAAUAUGCCCUAUAUUUUUCUGUUUCUUGCUUGGUUUGCUUCUAAUACGAUUAUGUCUACUUUUUACUCAAGGAAUUUUUGCAUAGAUAAUACUCUUACUAACUUGUAACUGGGAUGAGUUAUGAGAUUUGGGGGUAAUUAUUUGAUUUUGUAAUAAUAACUUUUAGACAUAGAUUUAAUUUGAAAAAGUUACUUGAAACCUGAAGUAAAUGUGACAGCUAUAGUGAUACACAAUUUUUCUCUGAGAAUAUAUCACAUUAAUAUUUAAUUGUCAAAGAUUUUAGAAGUCUUUCAAAAUACAUUUAUUAACUUUGAGAACACACCUUCUAAUGUACUUCCAUAAGGCUGAAGAACUUUUAUUUACAGAAUGUAAGACUUGGUAAUUUACAAAUCAGUGUUACUCAGAUUUAUCAGAUAUUAAAAUAGCAACUUAGUAUUCUUGUUUUGUUUCUGGUGGUGCUUUGGAGGGGUUAGUGGACAUCUUUAGGUAUUUCCCUUAAAAUUUUGAAAUGUUUGUAUACUUUGUAUGUGUGCCAUUUUAAAGUAUAUGCAAGUUCUAAGCAAUAAUCUGCAUGUUAUACAAGGUUUGCAUUACUUUGUCAUGACAAUUUUAUUAUUUUAAGAAUGUAUAAAAUCAAUAUCCUAUAUAUAAAUCACUCCAAACCCACCCCCCAAUGAAAACACUGGGAUUUUCUUGUGUUAGAACACUACUAAUAAUGUGGUGCAAAGCUUUGUAUUUUGUGAAAAAAAUAAAAUCACAAUUAUUUAGUGCAAAA
This is a messenger RNA of Orcinus orca (killer whale), 9677 nucleotides long. RefSeq names its product TLC domain containing 4 (gene TLCD4). The coding region runs from base 3180 to 3971 and encodes 263 amino acids. Lineage: Eukaryota; Metazoa; Chordata; Mammalia; Artiodactyla; Delphinidae. The transcript has 10 exons. Gene Ontology annotation, biological process: lipid homeostasis. Gene Ontology annotation, cellular component: endoplasmic reticulum; membrane. The record is from RefSeq and is a predicted model, not a curated record.